UAUGGGAUGCUGUUGGGAACAGAGUAUUCCUCUGGGUCGUGUGCGUUUCAGCGUGUGCUUUCCAGAAGCUUGCUAAUAAUACUGAAUGUACAGUAUACUGGAGGCACAUGAGUUAUAUUGACUUGAAGAGUAACCUGUGAUUCUAGUUAUCGGUGCUGGGGUAGGGCAUAGUGUGGGCUAGUUUAAAUCAGGUUGAGCUUUCAUACAUGAAAUUGCUAAGGCUGUGAUUGGGAAUGACCCGAACAACCUGUUUUCAAUGCUGUAUACAUUGUACAUGAUAAGCCCUAGCGUAUGCAGCCUGUCUUUAAAGGUUCAGUAAUGUUACUGGAACAUGAGUGAGCUAAUGCAUUAUUCUAUAGCUUUAGAGCCAAGACAAUGUUAUUCCCAUAUUUAAAAAAAAAAAAACAAAAACAAAAAAACAGCGGGCUGGGGCAUGACAGCUCCAGAACCUGCCAGCAAUUAGAAGGGUCUCAAUUUCAGCUCGCAGCUUGUUGUGACAUCCAGCCAGGGCUCUCUGCUGAUAUGAUGUUGUCAGACACUUUAAAUAGGGGGGAGCGGGAUACUCAAGACUGGAAAACACUGAAGCUGCUUCAUAGACGAGAUAAGACCUAGAACUGAAGACCACAGUUAUAAAGCAACAGGAAAAUAGAGAGUCCAAACACAGAGAUCCAGUAAAACCAUGGCAAAAAUAGCUAAUGAAGGUUUCCUAGAUGGGCAGGGCUGGGAGUAGCCUGGAAUCAUCCAUCUGACAGCGUCUGUAUCGAAGGGCUGUGGACUGUUGACAGUGCAGUGGAAUAUCCAGUUACAUAUCAACACAGAAAUGCCGCGUCAGUUCACCAAGAUCUCUCUCCAAGAGGUGGAUGAGAAAGUUCGACUCAUGGCUGAGAAAGUGUACGCUUCAGCUCUGAAGGCAGAAGAUACUAAGAACACCUUGUCCAUGUUCACUGUCCCUGAGGACUGUCCCAUCGGCUUGCAUCAGGCCAAGGAGUGGGAGCUACGCAAAGAGAUAGAGGAGCAGAUGUCAGAGAAAUCUGUCAAGAGGAAACAGAGUUUUAAGCUGAUGCGAUCCCAAUCAAUUUCCUUGCAAAUCCCUGUCGCUCCAGACUGGGCUAUGUCUGUGAUUUCACCCCUGCUGACCCCUUCCACACCUACAGGCCCUAUGCCAAUCAAUGUCCCAGAAUUCCAGAGGGUCACCAUCAGUGGAGACUACUGUGCAGGGAUAACAGUUGAGGACUAUGAGCAGGCAGCAAAAACUCUGCUGACAGCACUCUUCAUCAGAGAAAAAUAUUCCCGGCUGGCAUAUCACCGCUUCCCCAGGACCACAGCCAGGUUUCUAAGGAGUGCCAAUAAUGAGGAUUGGAGUGAGGAGGAAGAAGUAAUGCCAGAUAUCUGCCCCCCUCCGAGUGAGGGUGAGGAUCCCUACAGUAUGGAAGACCUCCCACAGAAUCUGAACUACACCCUGAGAAUGAAAGAUGGAAUCAUAUAUGUCUAUGAUAAUGAGGAUGCCUUAAAACAGGAUCAGCCACGGAGCUUGCCAUAUCCUGACUUGGAAACUUUUGCUAUUGACUUGAGCCACGUCCUUGCCAUGAUUGCAGAUGGACCAACGAAGACCUAUUGUCACAGAAGGCUUAACUUCCUGAUGUCCAAGUUCCAACUACAUGAAAUGCUGAAUGAGAUGGCCGAGUUAAAGGAACUGAAAGGCGUUCCUCACAGAGACUUCUACAAUGUCAGAAAGGUUGAUACGCACAUUCACGCAGCUGCCUGCAUGAACCAGAAGCAUCUUCUGAAGUUCAUCCAGGACACCUAUAAGACAGAAGCGGAGCGAGUGGUGCUGGAGAAGAGCGGAAAGAAGCUCACCCUCAAACAGGUGUUUGACAACCUGAAAAUGGACCCUUACGAUCUCACAGUAGACUCAUUAGAUGUGCACGCGGGCAGACAAACCUUUCAUCGCUUUGAUAAAUUCAAUUCCAAAUACAACCCAGUGGGUGCUAGUGAGCUCCGAGAGAUCUACAUCAAAAGUGAUAACUACAUCAAUGGAGAAUAUUUUGCACGUCUCAUCAAGGAGGUUGCUCAUGACCUGGAGGAGAGUAAAUAUCAGCAUGCAGAACCCCGUCUCUCAAUUUACGGCCGAGCCCCUGAAGAGUGGGACAGUCUGUCCAAAUGGUUUAUCAAUCAAAAGUUAUACUCCCCUAAUAUGAAAUGGAUCAUACAGGUGCCCAGGAUUUAUGACAUUUUCAGAUCAAAGAAGAUUGUUCCCAACUUCGCCAAGAUGCUAGAGAACAUCUUCCUCCCACUGUUUCAGGCCACCGUUAACCCUCAGAAGCACAAAGAAACGCAUGUCUUCCUGAAGCAUGUGACAGGGUUUGACAGUGUGGAUGAUGAGUCCAAACACAGUGAUCACUUAUUCACCUAUAAGAGUCCAAAACCAGAAGAGUGGACCAUGGAGGAAAACCCACCAUACACUUACUACCUCUUCCACAUGUAUGCCAACAUCAUGGUCCUCAACAACCUACGAAAGGAACGUGGUCUCAAUACCUUCCAGUUCCGUCCUCACUGUGGCGAGGCAGGAUCCAUCACUCAUCUGGUGUCAGCCUUCCUCACAGCUGACAACAUCUCUCAUGGACUCAAUCUGAAGAAGAGUCCUGUGCUGCAGUACCUGUUUUACUUGGCCCAGGUGCCCAUUGCCAUGUCUCCACUCAGCAACAACAGCCUGUUCCUGGAGUAUUCCAAGAAUCCCCUCAGGGAGUUCCUGCAAAAGGGCCUGUGUGUGUCCCUCUCCACAGAUGAUCCAUUACAGUUCCACUACACAAAGGAGGCCUUGAUGGAGGAGUACGCCAUAGCAGCACAACUGUGGAAACUGAGCACAUGUGAUGUGUGUGAGAUCGCCAGAAAUAGUGUGCUUCAGAGCGGGCUGUCUCAUCAGGAGAAGAAACACUUCCUGGGUGAGAAUUAUCUGCAGGAUGGACCAGAGGGUAAUGACAUCCGUAGGACAAAUGUGGCACAGAUCCGUAUGGCCUAUCGUCAUGAGACUUUGUGCAAUGAGCUCAGCUUCCUUGUGGAUGCUGUCAAGUCAGAAGCGUUGGCUGCACAAGCCCUGUAAACAUGGCAGGGUGAUAGGGUAGAACACGAGUCCAUACGAGUGGACUAGACAUCAGCUAAAACCUUACACUACCAGUCAAAAGUUUGGAAACAUUACUAUUUUUAAUGUUUUUGAACGAAGCCUCUUAUGCUCAUUAAGGCUGCAUGUAUUUCAUAAUAAAUACAGAAAAAACAAUAAUAUUGUGAAAUAUUAUUACAAUUUAAAAUUAUGGUUUUCUAUUUUAAUAUACUUUAAAAUAUAAUUUAUUUCUGUGAUGCAAAGCUGAAUUAUCAGCAUCAUUACUCCAGUCUUCAGUGUCACAUGAUCCUUCAGAAAUCAUUGUAAUAUGCUGAUUUAUUAUCAAUGUUGGAAACAAUUGUGCUGCUUAAUAUUAUUUUAUAACCUGUGAUACUUUUUCAGGAUUCUUUGAUGAAUAAAAAGUUAAAAAAUAUCAGCAUUUAUUUAAAAUAGAAAUCUUUUGUAACAAUAUAUACUACUGUUCAAAAGUUUGGGGUCAGUAAUUUUUUUUUUUUUUUUUAAAGAAAUUAAUACUUUUAUUCAGCACGGAUGUGUUAAAUUGAUAAAAAGUGAUAGUAAAGAUUUAUAUUGCUAGAAAAGAUUUAUAUUUUGAAUAAAUGCUGUUCUUUUUAACCUUUUAUUCAUCAAUGAAUCCUGAAAAAAGUAUCACAGGUUCCAAAAAAAUAUUAAGCAACACAACUGUUUUCAACAUUGAUAAUAACUGAGUAUCGAAUCAGCAUAUUAGAAUGAUUGCUGAAGGAUCAUGUGACACUGAAGACUGGAGUAAUGAUGCAGAAAAAUCAGCUUUGCAUCACAGAAAUAAAUUAUAUUUUAAAGUAUAUUAAAAUAAAAAACCAUAAUUUUAAAUUGUAAUAAUAUUUCACAAUAUUAUUGUUUUUUCUGUAUUUAUUAUGAAAUAAAUGCAGCCUUAAUGAGCAUAAGAGACUUCGUUCAAAAACAUUAAAAAGAGUAAUGUUUCCAAACUUUUGACCGGUAGUGUAUCUUGCUAGAGGUUAUGCACAAAAGAGCCAUGGAAAUACAUUAUUCAGAAAGCAAGACGUGGAGCUAUGUGACUUAAUUCCUUAUACAGGUAUAUCCCUUCCCAUAGUGCCUUGUAGGUGAUGGAUUUCAUAUCUCAAAUGUCAAAUAUCCCUUAAAAAAUGGGAUGUUCUGAUAAACUCUUUCAGUAUUUUGCAUGGUUUCUGAAAAUGAUGUUUUGUUACCUUUUCUAAACAAGGGAGUCUUCGGGUUUCUUACUUGAACAGCGUAUUCUUUUGUUCAGAUGCAUGUUUUUGUAAAAAAAAAAAAAAAAAAAAAGGCACAGGAAUUGGAGAUAAAAUUUGCCUUGAUAAACUAGUUUGUUAGCAACCUGCGAUUCUGGGGCUGGGUGGUUUUUUUAUUUUAUUUUUUGGCACAAAAUAGACUUGUGUACUUGAACUUGCACAUUUUGUACUCCAACAGAGAACUGUUUUAAGGAUGUUGUAUAAUGUAUGGGUGCUUGGCCUCUAAAGAGCCACUUGAAACAUGCCUAAAUG
Molecule: messenger RNA, 4632 nt
Organism: Ctenopharyngodon idella (grass carp)
Lineage: Eukaryota; Metazoa; Chordata; Actinopteri; Cypriniformes; Xenocyprididae
Gene: ampd3b
Product: adenosine monophosphate deaminase 3b
Exons: 16
Coding region: 821-3100 (759 amino acids)
Biological process (GO): AMP metabolic process; IMP salvage
Cellular component (GO): cytosol
Molecular function (GO): AMP deaminase activity
Source: RefSeq, a predicted model, not a curated record